UGGUGAUUAUUUUCUGUGCUGUACUGAAGCAGAGAGGCUGAGCUUUGGCUUAAAUUACCUUAAGCUUCUACGUUUAUAUAUUUAACUUUAAUAAUUCGCGUCGGCGGGUGCAGCUCGAAAUCAGAAGAAUCAGAACCUGCACAGACAAACAUGGAUCGUAUCACGAGCGAGAUAUCCAGCAAUGUGACCAAUAAGAAAGACCCUCGAUCCCUGAACUCCCGCGUCUUCAUCGGGAACCUCAACACCAUGCUGGUGACCAAGGCCGACGUGGAGGCCAUCUUCAGCAAGUACGGCGUGAUCGUGGGCUGCUCCGUGCACAAGGGCUACGCCUUCGUCCAGUUCGCCAACGAGAGGAACGCCAGGGCGGCCGUGGGGGGGGAGGACGGACGCAUGAUCGUAGGACAAGUGAUGGAUAUCAACCUAGCCGGUGAACCCAAACCCCACCGGUCUAAAACCACCAAGCGUCCAGCCGGAGACAUGUACAGCAGCAGCUCCAGCUUCGAGCUCGACUACGAUUUCCAGCGGGAUUAUUACGACAGGAUGUAUGCGUACCCGACCCGUGUGCCACCCCCUCCUCCGCCCCUCUCCCGGGCAGUCAUACCCACCAAGCGGGCGCGGGUCAGUGUGAACGCGGGAGGGAGCCGACGCACCAAAUCCAGCUUCUCGUCUUCCAAAAGCAGCCAGCGCUCCUCAUCACGAGCCAGUACGUACUCCAACCUCCGGGCAGUUAAAACGGACGAUAUUCAGACCAUAAAGAAAGAGCUGGCUCAGAUCAAACACAAAGUGGAUCACCUGCUGGAGAGCUUAGAGCGGAUCGAGAAGGAUCACUCCAAGAAAUCAGGAGACGGGAAGGUGAUGAAGGCGGAGUCGGGCGAGGUUUCCUCUCAGCAGCAGGAGCUCAACGACUCUGAGGAGGAAGGAUACCUGCUGGAGGAGGACGAGACCAAGAGUCAGGACGGAGAUGAGGGGGAGGAGGACGGAGAGGAGGACGAAGAGGGAGAACACGAGGAGGGCGAGGACGACAGCGUCAACGGGGACGACUCGUAGACUCCGGUUACCCCUGUAUAGAGAGUGAGGAACACUGCUGAUGGGAUUCGUUACCUGUCCUCUGUGAAACCAUGACUGUAUAAAGAAUGUAGAUACACACACACACACACACACACACACACACACGCUCGGUGUGAAGUCGUUUUAAAGUCUGAACUCUUCUGCAUCACACUUUUAUCAGAACGAUCAGUUUUAAUCUCACACAGCUUUAUUUUUAUUUUCUCCUCCGUCUGGUUUUGAGGAUUUUCCGUCAGAAGCACAACGUUGGACCCCCGAGCGCCUCCGCCUGAUCCACGAAUAAUAAACUCUAACUGUAUUUAAUCAGAAUCUCCCACACGGUUCCAGCUUUUAUUAUUAUUAUUUUUUCUGGAGAAUUAAAGUAUGUCCAUAUUUCUGUGUUUUUUUUAAAUAUCUGUCUGGUUUAAGGUUCCGAUGUUUCAAUUUAAAUAAAAGAAUAAAAACACGA
Messenger RNA from Trichomycterus rosablanca, 1513 nucleotides. Its product is annotated as heterogeneous nuclear ribonucleoprotein C-like. The transcript is spliced from 9 exons. Gene Ontology annotation, cellular component: nucleus. The record is from RefSeq and is a predicted model, not a curated record. Lineage: Eukaryota; Metazoa; Chordata; Actinopteri; Siluriformes; Trichomycteridae. The coding region runs from base 151 to 1047 and encodes 298 amino acids. Gene Ontology annotation, molecular function: RNA binding.